Messenger RNA from Xiphophorus hellerii (green swordtail), 2069 nucleotides. Its product is annotated as gastrula zinc finger protein XlCGF17.1-like. Lineage: Eukaryota; Metazoa; Chordata; Actinopteri; Cyprinodontiformes; Poeciliidae. Bases 432 to 1559 code for a protein of 375 amino acids. The transcript is spliced from 4 exons. Gene Ontology annotation, biological process: regulation of transcription by RNA polymerase II. The record is from RefSeq and is a predicted model, not a curated record. Gene Ontology annotation, molecular function: DNA-binding transcription factor activity; RNA polymerase II cis-regulatory region sequence-specific DNA binding.
ACAAACUAAUUCGACUCUCGGCACGUAAAUCUUAAGAGAACCGGAAGAAAAGCCUCCCGCCUCAACACUAACCUCUGGUUUGGUUCGCAGGACUUUCUCUUUUCCUCCCAGGACCCUUCAGACCUGUCGCACACGCUGUGAUUUUCAGCAGCGAGCGCCGGGUUUUCUACACAUUUCGUCUCCCAAAAUACAUAAAAUCGCUUCACAUAAACUAUAAAUGUGUCAUUUCCGUUAGCAGAGGCAUGUUGGAGCAUAACACGGGUGAAAAUAUUGCGCUAGUGCCGUUCGUUGGACCGGUACCGGGGAGGUUUUUGCUGGCAGUAAACACACGGACGCUGUCGUAUUUGGUGUUCACCAGAAGCAGCCGGUUAAAACGGAUCAACAAAUGAGGCUUUUCUGUUCUGGGGACGACUGUGGAGCCUGGAGCAGAAAUGGCGGCUCUUCGCGGCUUCAGGGAGUUUCUGACGCAGCGGCUGGCGGCGGCCGGGGAGGAAGUGCUUUCUGCGUGUGAAGACACCGUGGUUCGGUGUGAGGAGCAGAGCCGCCUUCAGCAGAAGAUGAUCGAUGUUAUGAAGUCCGAGUUUGAUGCGCACAGAGCAGACCUCCGGCAACAACGUGACAUUAAAGAAGAAGAAGAAGAGAAGUUUGUGCCUGAUGAGCAGCUUUCUAACGAGGAGAGGAGUUCCACUUCUGAUGAGAAGAUUAAAAAAGAGGAGGAGGAUUAUCCAGAGGCAACAGCCAUUAAGGAGGAAGACCAGGAAGAGCCCUGCACCAGCAAACAGGGAGAGCAGGUGCAGCUGAAGCGUGUGGAGAGUCAGUCUGCUCCAGAGUCUCUGAAACGCGACGCCUCCAGCAAGAAGAACCUCUGCAGGGCGAAGGCCAGUUUCUGCCACAUUUGUGGCCAGGCUCUGACGAAGCUCGGUUUGGAUCGCCACAUGAGGACUCACACGGGCAGGAAGCCGCUUUCCUGCAAAAGCUGUGGACAAAUCUUCCGGCUCCGUCUGUCUUUGGAAGUCCACAUGAGGACCCACGCCGGGACGAAGGCGCACGCUUGCAAGACGUGCGGGAAAACGUUCAGACGAAGCGACCAUCUUGAACUCCACACGAGAACCCACGGCGACAAGAAGCUGUACCUCUGCAACGUCUGCGGAAAAAGCGUCGCCGACCCGUCGGCUUUCAGGAGGCACAUGACCAUCCACACGGACGAGAAACCGCACUCCUGCAAAAUCUGCGGUGAGAAGUUCAAACACAGCAACACCCUGCUGUGCCACCGGAGGGCGCACUCGGGCGAGCGGCCGUACGUCUGCCGCUUGUGCGGCAACAAGUUCGUCAACGCCUCGAAGCUGAACCGACACACGAUGUCGCACACGGGCGACAAACCUCACGCCUGCGAGCACUGCGGGAAGAGAUUCAUCCGCCUGCACCAGAUGAAGGAUCACGUGAGGAGGCACACCGGGGAGAAACCGUUCGACUGCCACACGUGUGGGAGAAAAUUCAUCAGCAGCACCGAACUGAGAGCUCACACCAAAACCCACACAGGUGAGACAUCGCGGCCAUAGACAAGCUGCGGUCGCUUUGUUGAGAAGGUUUGGAUCAGAAACACAAACUUUGGGCCAAUAUCGCCAUAAAAACAUGUUUCUUUGUUUUCACCACCAGUAAAACGGCUGAUCUGAUGCUUUAGAACCUGGAAGUAAAUCUUUACUGGGUUUAUAAAGAAUCAUUAACACAAUUAUCCUCUAAUAAUGACAUUCAGUCCCAGAUUUAGUGAACCAUUAUGGGUUUUACUAAGAUUUCUCUGUAGUUUCUUUUUUUUUCCAGAUUGUUGUUGAAGUUUAUAGUCAUAUAUAAUUAAUUAAAAUGUUUUUUACUGAAGUGUUCCAGGAGAUAUUAGUAAACAAACAUUCUCACUUUCAUUCUUAUAAAAUCAUGUAAACUAAAUAAUCUAAUAAUUAUGUCUUAAACGUUUUAUUUGAAAUGAUUUCUGUUAAUUCAUGACCCUGACUUUGAGAAUUAAAGGAAUUUACUCUCUGUAUAUUAUUGAUGCAAAAUAAAAAAAAAUACUUUCAACA